Messenger RNA from Morchella importuna, 1044 nucleotides. RefSeq lists its product as uncharacterized. Gene Ontology annotation, cellular component: Golgi membrane; endoplasmic reticulum; endoplasmic reticulum membrane. NCBI's taxonomy places the organism in Eukaryota, Fungi, Ascomycota, Pezizomycetes, Pezizales, Morchellaceae. The transcript is spliced from 3 exons. Bases 1 to 1044 code for a protein of 347 amino acids. Gene Ontology annotation, biological process: retrograde vesicle-mediated transport, Golgi to endoplasmic reticulum; endoplasmic reticulum to Golgi vesicle-mediated transport. The record is from RefSeq and is a predicted model, not a curated record.
AUGAACGAAGAAUUCUUUGGUGACAAGAAGGGCGGCCUCACUGAGAGUGUACGCACCUUUGACGCCUUUCCUAAAACCCGCGCAUCCUAUACUACACGUUCCUCCCGCGGCGGAAUCGUAACACUACUCCUAAUUACUACAUGUCUAUGGCUCGCAUGGCACGAGAUGGGUUCCUAUUUCGAUGGCAUCGAAGAGCAGCACUUCCUUGUUGAAAAAAGUAUCGGUCAUGAGAUGCAAAUAAAUCUCGACAUUACCGUCGCGAUGCCCUGCGACGCUCUCCACAUCAACGUGCAGGACGCCGCCGCCGACCGUAUCCUGGCAGGCGACCUCCUCCAAAAGGAUGCAACUGCAUUUGAUGAUACAAGCGCUCACCGGCUGGUCCAGAUUGGGCGAAGGGAGGACCAUGUUUACGACGUCCUGAAAAAGGCAAGGAAAUCAAAAUUUGGAAAAACGAGGUGGCCCAAAGGGGGCGACCGAACGAGCUGCAGAAUAUACGGUAGCAUGGACGUAAAUCGUGUUCAGGGUGACUUCCACAUUACUGCGAAGGGCCACGGAUACUGGGAUGCGGGUCAGCACAUUGAACACGACUCAUUCAACUUUUCACACGUUGUUAAUGAGCUUUCUUUUGGCGAAUACUACCCGAAGCUUAUCAACCCACUCGAUGGCGUCGUCGCAACAACGGAAGAUCAUUUCUAUAAGUUCCAGUACUACCUUUCUGUUGUGCCGACCAUCUACGAGAGUUACACCACAGGAAGGAGGCUGGCAACGAAUCAAUAUGCGGUCACCGAACAAUCACGCGCAGUUCCAGCGCAUAAUGUACCUGGAAUCUUUUUCAAGUACGAUAUUGAGCCGAUUAGUUUAACGGUGACAGAUUCAAGGACACCUGUGAUACAAUUCAUUGUUAGGCUUGUGAACAUUAUUGGUGGAGUAUUAGUAAGUGGAGGCUGGAUCUACAAACUACUAGGAAUGGCAGUAAGCGUGUUUAGACGGAAAAAGAGGGACACUGAGGGUAUGCUAAAUGGGCGCGUCAAAGGUGAUGAGUAG